AAUGCUCAAACCCUCCCACGAGCCCACCUGACAUUUUCUCUCUAGCUUUCUCGUGAAGAAAUAAAGAUUAUACUUCGAUUUGGACUAAACCGGAGAAAGAACCAAAAUAAUGGCCGGAGGUCUCGUAAAAUGCAGCAAGAUCCGCCACAUUGUCAGUCUCAAGCAAAUGCUCCGGCGAUGGCGCAACAAAGCACGUUUAUCUUCAGUCAGCCGUUGUGUACCGUCCGAUGUUCCAUCUGGACACGUGGCGGUAUGUGUUGGUAGCAGUUGCAGGAGAUUCGUGGUGCGCGCGUCGUACCUGAACCACCCAAUCCUGAGUAAUCUGCUUGUCCAAGCCGAGGAAGAGUUCGGUUUCGCGAACCAGGGACCGUUGGUUAUCCCCUGCGAAGAAUCGGUUUUCGAGGAAGCGAUCCGGUUCAUUUCCCGGUCUGAUUCUUCCCGGUCAAGCCGGUUUACUUGUCCCGACGAUCUUCAGAAAUGCCACGGAGGAAUCAAAAGCAUGUUGAUCGAAUCUAGGCCGUUGCUUCACGCCGCCGUCGUCGAGAAAGUCGUAUGGUGAAGAGUGUUGGUUCGUACGAUUUCUGAUUCAGUUUGACUCGAAAUGAGUUGGUCGCCACGUGAAAGGAAGCAGACGAGUUUUGUAAUAAAAUCGUCAAUGACUCCGCUGAGUUACCACCGGUUCGGGUGGUGCUAAUUUUAAUCGGGAUCAGGGUUUUUUUUUUGUUUACUAAAUAUUUAUUUAUAUGGGCCGAGUUACUCACUGAGUCGAGAUGGACGAGGUUACGGAUUGAGAAGGAGAUGGCGGUUUAAAAGGUGGGGAUGAGUCGUUCCACCGAUGUCAUCCCGGGUUCGAACUCAUAUUCAAGACUGUAAAUGUAAAUAAGACAAAUAAACAUUUGGUUUAUCUGAUUUGAGUAUUUGUCAACUUUCUAUGUCAUUCCGUAAUUUUAUUACAAUCGAAUUUUGUGCUAAUUACUUUAAAAAAUCACUAUACUUCUUGGAGUAAUCGCAACGAGAUAACAUACCAUACAAACUUAAUUUGGUUUGAAUUUUAAUUUUUUAAAAAAUACAAUUUAUCAUCAAUUAAUAUAAUACAUUAAAAAUUCUUAUAACCAUAAUUUUGCACGGUUUUUUAGUUUCAAAUAUAUAAAAAGUUCAACGAGCGAUAAGUAUAUUUUAUGAAUUAAAAAUAGUGUAUCCGACCAAGGCCAUGUGAAGGAAAGACUAUUAGCCCUAUUUCGCCUGACUGUGCUCAACGUCUUCUUCUUUUGUCUUCACUUUCUCCAUCCCAGUAAAAAGUACAGUCUUUUUUUUUUGGUAGGAAGUAAAAAGUACAGUCUAUGGUACACAUAAUCAUUCACUUGAAUUUAAUUAAUGUUAAAAUGAUUUCUUAAGGAACCUCCGAAACUGUGUACUUUAGAUUGUUAAUCUAAUUGUCUCUCUCUAGAAAAUUUCCUCUACCUUCUCUCUAAGAAACUUCCCGAUAAAGAUUGCGAGUUAGGUGAUCGGCGGCGGUUAACGUCGUCGGUCACCACCAACCCUUUUGUUUUUUGUUUCUUAUGUAUAAUAUUCCGGUUUAGCGGAUCUAGUUUUCGCGGUGGCGAAGUUGUAGUAUUUUCGCGGUGGCGAUUUUGUGGUGUCUCAACCUCCGUUGAAGCAAGUCUUCAAGGUUAUCUUUGUUGUUCUUCAAUGGAGGCGUAUGUAUAUACAAUACUCCUCUUUCGCAAUUCAUACUCAGAUUCCAUUUGUCUAAGGUGGCGGCUUCUUAGCUUUCUCGGAUUUGCACUUACUCCUCUUUUAAAGGAAUCAAUCUUUGCUCACUCAAAAGUAGGGCCGAUAAAUCGGCUAGAGCAAAGUAUCCUAAUAGCAAGGAAGAAGUGAUGUUGGAUUGAUCUUGGCUGUUUCAAAUGACGAUUUAGAUGAAUCGGCAUCUUCUUUAACUGAAGGUGGUCCGAUAAAAAUCGUUUAUUGAAAUGACUGAGAAUUCUCAGUUUUAAUAUCCGAUGGUGAUGGAAGUUUCCCUGAAGAUGAUGGUUUAGGCGAAAGAGUAAAGGCAGGGGGAAUUCAUAAGCGUGCCCAGCAAUGAAGCUUGAGCAUAUCGUGUUUUUGCCGGCGGAGUUGCAUCCUGGAUCUUUUCUUUCCAUGCGGUGGCGCGUUAGGGAGCGUGUCUGCUUCAACCGCUUGAAGUCUCAUGCAAAAGAAGAAAAAGACACGUGUCUAGACUUAUCUCUUUGGAAGCUGCGUGGAAUAGUAACAAGAUCGAAGAAAACUCAUAGUUAUUAGGUUAAAUAUGGGCCUAAUAAUUUGGGCUUAUACUUUAUUCGAGUCUGUUGUUAUAUAUAAAUGGGUCGUUUGUAAUUCUCAUGUACUCUGCCCAUCUGGG
Molecule: messenger RNA, 2383 nt
Organism: Brassica napus (rape)
Lineage: Eukaryota; Viridiplantae; Streptophyta; Magnoliopsida; Brassicales; Brassicaceae
Product: auxin-responsive protein SAUR50-like
Exons: 1
Coding region: 110-559 (149 amino acids)
Biological process (GO): response to auxin
Source: RefSeq, a predicted model, not a curated record